GCUGAGCUUCAAGCGAGCGCGUGGACGAGGCAAGUCCGCCGUGGUGCCUUACUUAGGUUAAUAGGACUGAUUCGUGAACUGUUGUGUUGGUGCAUAUGCUCGCGUCCGCGGUGGCUCGACCAUGUUGAUAUCGGCGGGCAGCGGCCCUACACCCGAGUUUUCACCCGUCUCGUGCUGCGCGUCCUGGAAGAUGGAACCGGCGCCUCCAGCGCCCGCUUCCAUCACACAACCGCUCAACAUAUCAUCCAAUGUGCCAGUAUCUCCAUCUUCAUCGGGCGGAGGCUCCGGCACCGCGCUGUACCCGGGCGCGGCGUCGCACCCCCUAUCGUCAUUGCUGUCGCAGCAGAGGCUACUGGAGCUGUCACGCUUCGGGCUGAGGCACUACGACAUCGCACACCACGUGCUGUCUCAGCAAGGUGCUGUUACUAAACUGCUUGGCACUCUUCGACCUCCGGGGCUAAUCGGUGGGAGCAAACCGAAAGUUGCGACGCCGGCGGUUGUUUCCAAGAUAGAGCAGUACAAAAGGGAAAACCCAACGAUCUUCGCGUGGGAGAUUCGCGAGAGACUCAUUUCUGAAGGCGUCUGUACAAACGCUACAGCCCCAAGCGUAUCGUCGAUAAACAGGAUACUCAGGAACAGAGCAGCAGAGAGAGCUGCAGCAGAGUUUGCUCGUGCGGCUGGCUACGGUCUCUAUGCUGCACCGCCUCCGUACGGUGGAUUCCCCUGGGCUGGUGGCGGCGUCUGGCCUCCGGGAAGCUUGUCCCUACCGCCAGGGGUUCCAGCACCGUCCGUAGGAGUGCCACACCCUGAUGCUGUCAAACAAGGCUUUCUGUCAUCAUCAGGACGAGGGUUUAUUGAUGUGGACGGUGAUGAUUCAGGCUCAUUAGACGGCGAACAACCCAAAUUUAGAAGAAACCGUACAACGUUUAGUCCAGAUCAACUAGAAGAACUAGAAAAGGAAUUUGAAAAAUCUCAUUACCCAUGCGUAUCGACGCGAGAACGGCUAGCUUCUAAGACUUCCCUCUCUGAGGCUCGUGUCCAGGUUUGGUUUUCCAACAGACGAGCCAAGUGGAGGCGCCACCAGCGCAUGAACCUCCUCAAGCGCGGUGGCGGCUCCCCCUCGCACCGCCUGCCCCGCUCCCCCUCCCGCUCCCGUUCGCGUUCUUUGUCCCCCGCGCGCGUCCCCUACCAUACCCCCCAGAUGGGCGGCGAGAAUAGUGCGUUCAAGGCUCUCGCGCACCAGGACGCCAACGCGCUGAAAGCUCUCUCGCAGCAGGCUCAGUUCGAGAGCGGCGCGCUGAAGGCGCUGUCGCAGCAGCAGUUCGACGGCGGCGCCUUCAAGCCGCACCCCGCCCUGGAGAACAGCGCGUUCAAGGCGCUCGUCCCGAACUCCGCCGCCGCCGCGCUGUUAGCCGCACAAUCGAUACAAUUAGCUCGCGGGUACGAAUCUCAUUCCGAUUCCGACGAGGAAAUAAACGUCCACGAGAGUGAAGACGAAGCCGAGAAACAGAUUAACAAAACCCGAUCUAAAUCUCCGAGCCCCGAUCGGCAUAGAAUGACGUCUAAUGACUUGCCGCUACAAUUAACUAAACAUGACCGUUGAUUAGGAUUACUGUUAAUUUAUUUCAUUUGUAAUAAGAAAAUAAUGAUUCCUAUUGAAUAUCGAUGUUCCGAAUAAAUAAAUUAUGUAAAUUAUAAUCCUAGAUAUAAUUCACUCGUCCGCUUGUAAAUUAAUGUAAAUAAAUAUAAGUAUUAAGGUUGUCAAUAAAAUGUAAAAGAGGGCUAUAAAUUUAAGUAUGCACAAAUAAACUGUUCAAUAAUAAAUAAUUUAUCCACGACUUGAAAAUAUGAGAUCCAGGAUUCUAAUUGUAAUUAAUAUUUAGUACACUUUUAACUCAGAGCAUAGGAAACAAUGCAGUUUAGGCAGAAUGUAAAAUCUGGUCCAGAUACACGUCAUCUUACCGGUCAAGACCUGCAAAUUAUAUUAUCGAACAAAAAUAUUAAAACACUUUUCAAAAAGUUUAACUCAAGAAAAGUUAAAGUGCUUGGUAUUGCAAAUAGGUUUACAUUACAGUAAAUCCAUUCUACGUAUAGUUCACCUAAAGCAUACGUCUUUAAAACCACGAAUACUUAAAUGAAAUUAAUUUGUUUUUGAAAAUGAAAGAUUACUUAAUUCAACAAUAAUAAUGUAUUCAUAUAAAGUGCUUUUUAUUAUCAUGAAAGUUUUCUUAUACUCGUAGGUCUUGUGACGAUAUUUUACCGGAAAAAAGAUGUAGUUUGUGUGCAAUGAAAAAAUGUUUGUGUAGUACUAUAACAAUUUACCAAAGUGUCAUACAAAAAUCCAUGGUCUCUUAUUGUUUAUAGUUCCUAUUUAUGGAUCGUAUUUAUAAACGUAACCACACACCUAAAGACAUAAAAGAUAUAUUUUUUAUUCUUGUUUUUUCAUAAUCUUUAAUCUUUAAUCGGUAACUAACUGACAUCAACGUUGAACUCAAACCAUUGGAUUUAGAUAUUUUUUAUAUAAAUAGCAAGCAAACGUGCAGGAGAGUCGCCUGAUGUUAAGUGAUUAUCGCUGCCCAUGAACAUAUUUCAGUACCAGAACCGCCAAUACGUUGCCGGCUUUUUAAGAUUUUUUAUGAACCGUCCCGUGAAACCCCAUGUUGAAAUCUAGUGGAAAAUGGAUAUAGGAGAACUCUAUAACGUAGACUAUCACAGAAAAGCCGGAGCGGGUUAACUAGUAUUAUUACAUCUAACUAAAAUCUAAUGUAGUAAAAAAUUUAUAAAAUUAUUUAUUUGCCUGCAUGAGUCAAGUACAAAGUCAGGAAAAUUAGGUAUUUUAUAUUUUCACAGAAAUCCAUUCCAAUUUACUUUAUGAAGUGUUGAUUGGUAUAAAUGUACGGAAAAUCAGUAAAAAUCAACGAAUUAUGAAAUUAUUUAACAAUUCCUAUAAAGUCACAGACAUCUAUCUGCUUUGGUAAGUAGAUCAUCAUUUAUAAGUUUAUCAGAAUUUUGAUGAUAACAAAUGUAAUAUAAUUUGUAAAAAGGGCACCCUUGUAUUAUAUGAUCGUGUUAUUUGUAUAUAUUGUUAAGCUUUCUUAAGCACUAUGGACUAUUUAUUAAUAGACAGAUGACAUGUUAUUACAUAUUACUGUGAAAAAAGUAGGCAAUUUACAUACGUACCUAUGAAAAUAUUGAAAUAAAGUUUAUUGAAAGUA
Maniola jurtina (meadow brown) is the source of this 3215-nucleotide messenger RNA. RefSeq names its product paired box protein Pax-6-like. The transcript is spliced from 6 exons. The record is from RefSeq and is a predicted model, not a curated record. Lineage: Eukaryota; Metazoa; Arthropoda; Insecta; Lepidoptera; Nymphalidae. Bases 122 to 1603 code for a protein of 493 amino acids. Gene Ontology annotation, biological process: anatomical structure development; regulation of transcription by RNA polymerase II. Gene Ontology annotation, molecular function: DNA-binding transcription factor activity, RNA polymerase II-specific; RNA polymerase II cis-regulatory region sequence-specific DNA binding.